This is a messenger RNA of Capsella rubella, 1517 nucleotides long. Its product is annotated as short-chain dehydrogenase TIC 32, chloroplastic. Bases 272 to 1270 code for a protein of 332 amino acids. The record is from RefSeq and is a predicted model, not a curated record. The transcript has 8 exons. NCBI's taxonomy places the organism in Eukaryota, Viridiplantae, Streptophyta, Magnoliopsida, Brassicales, Brassicaceae.
AAAAAAACCUGACAAGAGCAUACCACACCACUCUUCUCUCUCUCUUUUAUUUUUUUUUGUUCGUAAUAUGAAAGUUACAAUUAUAUCCUCCUAACUGAAAACGGCAAAUUACGUUCUUCUUAUUUGUUUGCUUCCUUCUCUUCUGUUUUUCUUUUUCUGUGGCUUUAAAUUCUUCUUUCAUAUUAAUUCCGAAAGAGAAGAGAAGAGAAAUAAAAAAAAGACUCUUCAGUCGCACAUAGCCAGCCGCCGUUAACAGAAUAAUAAAACUCCGAUGAUCGAGACAGGAAGAUACCUUCUCGGCGCCGCCGGUGCUAGCGGUUUCGGUUCCAAAUCCACCGCCGAAGAGGUUACCGAGAACUGCGACCUUCGUUCCAUCACAGCCAUCAUCACCGGUGCGACGUCGGGGAUCGGAGCGGAGACGGCGAGAGUGUUGGCGAAACGAGGAGCGAGGUUGGUAUUCCCGGCGAGGAACGUCAAAGCGGCGGAAGAAGCUAAAGAAAAGAUCGUCUCUGAGUUCCCGGAGACGGAGAUCGUCGUUAUGAAGCUUGAUCUCAGUUCUAUCGCCUCCGUACGAAGCUUCGUCGCCGGUUUCGAGAAUCUUGAUCUACCUCUUAAUCUUCUCAUAAACAACGCAGGCAAGUUAGCACAUGAACAUGCAAUAUCCGAAGACGGGAUCGAGAUGACAUUUGCCACUAAUUAUCUAGGUCACUAUCUCUUGACCAAUUUGUUGCUGAAGAAGAUGAUUCAAACGGCAGAGGAAACAGGAGUUCAAGGACGUAUCGUUAACGUUACUUCGGGUAUCCACGGCUGGUUUACCGGCGACUUGAUCGACUACCUCCGGCUGAUUUCACAACCCAAGUGUCAAUUCGAUGCGACACGUGCGUAUGCUCUCUCGAAGCUUGCCAACGUUUUGCAUACCAAGGAGCUCUCUUCUCGACUCCAGAAAAUUGGAGCGAACGUGAUAGUAAACUGCGUACACCCAGGAGUUGUUAAAACCCGGUUAACAAGAGACCGAGAAGGCUUAUUAACAGAUCUCGUCUUCUUCCUGGCUUCCAAGCUCGUUAAGACCGUCCCUCAAGCAGCAGCAACGACUUGUUACGUGGCAACAAAUCCAAGACUGGUGAACGUAUCGGGAAAGUACUUUACGGACUGUAAUGAAACGAUGCCGUCAGGACUUGGAUCAAACUCCUCUGAAGCUACCAAAUUAUGGGCUGCUUCUGAGAUUCUCGUAACUCAACCUUCCAAGGCCGGCUUCGACCCAUGCAGCUAAAGGGGGAAGAAAAAGUAGAAGUAAUUAUCUUAUCAUAUACCACCAUUAGGAAAACAUAUUAUACUAAAAUCUUAUUAGAUGUGAAAAAAAUAUUAUAAAGCUUAGUUGAUAUAUAUACAAUUAGUAUUCUAUUUCUAUAGUGCGAAUGCGAAGCUAAAUGUACGUAUACGUUGUAGUCUUUGUUUAUACUUAAGUUAUACUACAUGGGAGAACACUUAAUUAAAUCUAAUGUUUUGUCAUGGGUUUA